This is a messenger RNA of Mauremys mutica (yellowpond turtle), 1635 nucleotides long. RefSeq names its product immunoglobulin superfamily member 1-like. Bases 1 to 1635 code for a protein of 544 amino acids. The record is from RefSeq and is a predicted model, not a curated record. Gene Ontology annotation, molecular function: transmembrane signaling receptor activity. Gene Ontology annotation, biological process: cell surface receptor signaling pathway. The transcript has 8 exons. NCBI's taxonomy places the organism in Eukaryota, Metazoa, Chordata, Testudines, Geoemydidae.
AUGGCGCUAACUCUCCUUCUGCCUCUGAUGGCUCGUCUGCCGGCCCCCACGCUCUCUCAGUACCCCGGGUACACAGUGUAUCUCCCAGGGGAGCGGGUUACCCUCACGUGCUCGGCUCCUGGGGGUGAACUGGACUGGAUUUAUAGAUUCUUCUAUCAAAAAGGGCAGCAGAAGCCCAGAGUGGUCCAACACCCAAGUGAAGGCCCCCAGCUGGAGCUCACAGCUGAGAAGGGAAAGUCUGGGAGAUACACCUGUGUGUACCGGUGGCAGGAAUCCAGUCGAGAGAUCUCAUCUAGAAACAGCGACUCCGUCUCCAUCACAGUGACAGAUCCCCCUUCGCCCCCCACACUCUCCCUGAGCCCCCCACACCAGCUGUACCUCACCGGGGAGUCUGUUUGGCUCACGUGUUCGGCUCCCCCCAGUGAUCACACUGUUACAGGAUUCCAGUUCUCCAGAGCUGCUGGACAGAUUAUCUCCUCCGAUAACAGUGACACGCAUACCCUGAGCUAUGUAACACAGACAGACACCGGAUCAUACACCUGUGCGUACUGGGUAAAGCCGUCAGGUCGCAGGAUGAAAUCUGCGGAGAGUCCCGCUGUCUCCAUCUCUGUGACAGACCCCGACCUGGCUCCCCAGCUCUCCGUGUCCCCGCAGCAGCCUGUCUACAUAACUGGAGAAGCUGUGACCUUGACGUGCUCAGCUGCCAGGGCGUCCACUGUGUCCGGGGUCCGUUUCUUCAGAGACCACCAGAAAAUCCACUCCAAGGAACUCCCCUCACCCCGGUACAGUUACAUUGAGUCUUUUCGACUGUCAGGGGGUUCUGGAUUGCAAGCCGGAGUGUACAGCUGUGAAUCCUGGAAGACAGUGUCUGGGCGAGAAAUGCCAUUGGUGAGGAGCCAGCCCAUCUCCAUAGCACUGACAGAUUCCCCUCCACAGCCAGUGCUGGAGCUGGAUCCCCCUUCUGGAGCAGUGAGUGAAGGUCUCCCCCUGCUCAUCAUCUGCACAACGUCCAGAAAUGCCAGAGAGCGGAGGUUUCACUUCUACAAGGACAGAGUCGAGAUCAUCCAUGGGGACAUGGGGUCUGAGAUCAGCACCACAGAGCCUGGCACCGGCUCAAUGAAUGUCUCUGUGCUCAGCAUCCCACAGGCCGGUCCCAACAACACCGGGGAAUUCACCUGCGGGUACGAGGAGAACGUGGGUGGGAGGUGGAUCCCAUCCUCCAGGAGCCGGGCUGUGAAUGUCACUGUAAAUGUCACCGGGACAGCCUCACACUAUACCCGUGAUGUUCUGCUGACAACAGGUGGCAUCUUGUUUCUGGUUGGAGCCAUUGCUGCUCUCAUCUGUUACUGCAGGAGGAAGAAAAGAGUUCCAAAGCCUCAGAAAAGCACCAAGGGAUAUGAGCCCAGAGUAUGUGCCAGAAACCUGCAUCCUGCUCAUGAUAAUCAGGGAUCUAAAGCCAGGGUUCCUGGUGCAGAGCAGGUGGAACAGGGCUCUGAAGUCACCUACGCGCUCAUGGAAUUCCCGGCCUUGGAGGCCCAGGCAACCCAGCCGAAAAACAAACCCAAGCCUGCUGAAGCUGAGCAUGUGCUGUAUAGCGAGGUGGUGACAACGCACACUCGGAAGGCAGCUAAAUAA